Messenger RNA from Fusarium odoratissimum NRRL 54006, 1250 nucleotides. RefSeq lists its product as uncharacterized. The record is from RefSeq and is a predicted model, not a curated record. The transcript has 2 exons. The coding region runs from base 144 to 482 and encodes 112 amino acids. NCBI's taxonomy places the organism in Eukaryota, Fungi, Ascomycota, Sordariomycetes, Hypocreales, Nectriaceae.
UGCGAGAUUAUUUUCCGUUUCACAACGUCACAUGAUGCACAUUAUCUUCAACCCAGCCCCACUGAUUGGUCACUCACCAAACAUUCUCGAACCAUCACCAGAAGCGAAUUUCCUCUCCCGGUCCCGGAUCUUCUCGCAACACCAUGGCAUCACUACGCCGUUUCAGCCUCGUCUUCUACGUCCCACCCGCCAACGCCUCCGCAUGCAAAGCCGCCAUCUUCAAAACCGGCGCGGGCCGCUAUCCCGGCCCUGGCGGGUACACUGAGUGCGCGUGGCAGACGUCGGGGAUUGGACAGUUUAGGCCGGGAGAUGCGGCGAAUCCGGCUAUUGGGAAAGUUGGGGAGUUGGAGGAGACGCCGGAGGUUAGGGUUGAGACGUUGAUUGUUGGGGAGGAGACAGUACGGAAGGCUGUUGCGGCAUUGAAAGAGGCGCAUCCAUAUGAAGAGUGUCCGUAUCAGGUUUAUCGAGUGGAGGACUUUUGAUGAAGAUAUUAGUGGUUUGGUGGGAAUCGACCAGUUAUGUGAGCUUCGGUUUUACAACACAUAAAAUUCGGUCAUUCGAGGCGAUUCACAGAGUCAUUGAUAAUUACAAGCAUUCACUUUUGGCAUCUUAGCAACUAUAAUUCAAAUUAGAUCAGACUAAGGAAACCGAAAUUAGGGUAUUAUCAAAAACUAAAUCUUCCAAUCGCCAUUUUUCGUGAUCUUGACCUGAAGUUCUAACAUCAUGCAACAAGAACCUUUGUCUGCGGUAAGAGAGUCGUCCAUCUCUCUCCAGGCUUUCUACUCCACAUCCUCUUCAACGCCUCAAUACCCUUCAACAAGUUUCCAAACCCACUUCUCGCAUGAUGUCUUCGCAAAAUAUUCUCAAAAUACACCUUAUGCUCUUCAAGCUGCGCAUCCGACGCUGCCACAAAUGUCGUCCAGAUCAACAUGUGUGCCACGGGGGAAGUUUCUGGAAAUUGUUCGAGUGCUUCGAUGAAGCGCUGCACGCGUGCUACCGAGUCGGGAUUGGUGGGUAUGGGAUCAAGGUCGAAGAAGUUGGAGGUAUGGUCGGAGAGGACUUGUUGAAGAUAGAUAUCUCGAGCUUGGUAGACGAGACUUGCGACUUGGGAGAAGAGUGGUGUGUGUUCUGGGUAGAGUUGGAGGCAGUGGUUGAGACAGCCGAAGAGUUGGUCGGUUCGAGCUUGGGAAGAGAUCAUCUGCAGACCUGUUUCUUCACCAAGAUGCGGAGCAGCAUAUACUCGGAUCCUG